GUAAUUUCUCGCUGGCCUGUGAUGCCAUGGGAGAUGGCGAUGUACUGCUAUCGCUCCAGCUCUGUCAACUGCACAAAAGUAGGAGAGCCAGCAGCUUCCAGAAUCAUUGGUACCGGUUAUGCUGUCUAGCUCAUCGCCUGUGGUCUUCUCAGUAUGGACCCGGUGCUCGACUCGGCCCAUCUGAUCCCCGAACGAGACUGCUCGGAGCUUGUGCUUUCAUUCAUCGUCCUCGUCGUCCUCGUCCUCGUCCUCGUCAUCCUCGAUGUAACUCUCCUCGGGCUCUAUCCAUGGAUUCUCGGCUUGCAGAGGUUCCUCCUCGAUGGUCUCGAACAAGCGGGUAGCAAUCUCGUGCUUGAGCAUCUCACGCAUUUUGCCAUCAAUCUCGGUUCCGGCGGCCGUGUUCCAGAAGACCAUACGGGUGAGCAUAAGCAGAGAACCUGUGUCCAAGGGACUUUGAACCUCGAUUUUACGGUAGAUGAGGUCUUGUAGAGUGGUCAACUGAAGUUUGUGGGCAGCGUUCCAGAGAAUGCUAGCUCUCUCGGCGGCUUCUUCGAAUUGAGCGACACUCUUGACUUUUUCGAGGUGAGGGUGCUUGUCGUCGAUCAAGCGAGGCUUGUAGUCGCCAGUCUUGAGCCAUGUGAUCAGAGAUUCGAACAGGUCUGGCUUGAA
This is a messenger RNA of Aureobasidium subglaciale EXF-2481, 669 nucleotides long. RefSeq lists its product as uncharacterized. NCBI's taxonomy places the organism in Eukaryota, Fungi, Ascomycota, Dothideomycetes, Dothideales, Saccotheciaceae. The record is from RefSeq and is a predicted model, not a curated record. The transcript has 3 exons. Bases 154 to 489 code for a protein of 111 amino acids.